GUAGAAAAUGAUGAAGGGUUCAACAAUUGAAGGUGGUGGUGUAAUAUCUCGUAGAAAAGGGUUGGCAAGAGGGUUGCCUAUAAUGGACUUUAUAUUGAGAAUUGUUGCGGCGGUUGGAACAUUAGCUGCUGCAAUUGCCAUGGGAACUACCGAUGAGACGCUUCCAUUUGCAACUCAGUUUAUAAGAUUCAGGGCUGAAUUUGAUGACCUCCCCUCCUUUGUAUUUUUUGUGGUGGCCAAGUCUCUAAUAUGUGGAUAUCUAGUUCUUUCUCUUAUCCUAUCAUUACUCCAUAUAGUUAAGAGUAGCGCGGUGAAAAGUAGAUUGCUCCUCGUUGUGCUUGACACGAUUAUGUUGGGUCUCGCGACAGCAGGAGCCUCAGCAGCAGCAGCAAUUGUAUACAUAGCACAUUAUGGUAAUCCAAAACCCAAUUGGUUCGCUAUUUGUCAACAAUACAACAGUUUCUGUGAACGCAUUUCCGCUUCUCUUAUUGGCGCUUAUCUUGCUGCUGCUAUCCUCGUUAUACUUAUCAUAUUUUCAGCUGUUGCAAUCUCCAGAAACUAAUUAUUAUUAUUAAUCUCGUGUGCUGUGUAUGUGUGUUUAGUUUUCCAAUUAUGCUUUUCUUUAAUGAAAGGUUUAAUUUCCUAGUGUGUUUUUAGUUUCUCUAGUGUAUGUUGGGCGGCGCUUUAAUAUACCUAUAUGAGAAAUUUAAAAAUGUUGAACUUGUG
Molecule: messenger RNA, 726 nt
Organism: Arachis stenosperma
Lineage: Eukaryota; Viridiplantae; Streptophyta; Magnoliopsida; Fabales; Fabaceae
Product: casparian strip membrane protein 1-like
Exons: 3
Coding region: 8-562 (184 amino acids)
Source: RefSeq, a predicted model, not a curated record